AUGGCGAAGAUACGAAGAGACAAGAUUUGGCGGUGGCGUUGUCAAUGGAGUGUGGUGACCCUCGCAGCAAUCGCACUUGUCGUGUACAAUGCAGUUGCCAACAUGUGGCUGCUGAGCCCACAACCCUGUAGCGUGCGGACCACGCCGCCUCCCAGCGAGCUACCAACCUGCGAACCGUGCGUCGAUACGGCUGCAGUUAUGGCUGUCGACGACGAUCCUAUAGCCAGGCUCGACUUACGACUUGGUCGAUGGGACAGCUCUAGAUCGUAUAGGAUGUUCGAUUAUGCCACAGUUGGAGACAUGUAUGCUGAAGCAUCAGCUAAUCACCGUGUGUGCUUAGCGACUCAGAGUUCGAUAGAAAGAUUACACGAAUUACUCAGAGUUGCCGCUCACUGGACAGGACCUAUAUCGGUAGCAGUAUUUGUAGCCGGAGACGAGUUGAGACUUCUGAGGGCAUUCGCCACGUGGUUGUUCCGAUGUCAGCCGGAAGUGUACGCUCGAUUGGCUCUGCACGCCGCUACGCCCGUCGAUAGACCAGGAAUCCAGGGUAAUAUGCCUAAUUGGGCAAAAAACUGUGAAGCAGCUCCAUUGCCUCCGGGAGAAAGAAGAGCGGAUACAGUUGCGUGGAGAGCCCGGCAUCCUUACCCACAGAAUCAUCUCAGAAACUUGGCCAGAAGAAAUUGCCACACACCUUAUGUAUUCCUAGUUGAUGUGGAUAUAGUACCGUCUCGAGGAAUGGGAGAGGCGCUAGACAACUUUCUGGCAACCGCACCUAAGUGCCCUCUGUGUGCGUAUGUCGUACCAACGUAUGAAUUGGACAAACGAGUAGCGCAUUUUCCUGCUAACAAAUCGGAGUUACUUAGGCUAUCGAGAAACAAAUUAGCCAUCCCUUUUCAUAGAAAGGUUUUUAUUUACAACCAGUACGCCUCAAACUUUUCAAGAUGGGAGUCGUCUGGUGGUAACGAAACUCUCGACACUCACAUCAGCCACAACGUGACAAAUUUUGAAUUGUUAUAUGAGCCCUUCUACGUGGCUCCAGACACGGUACCGGCUCAUGAUGAGAGAUUUUUGGGCUACGGUUUCACCAGGAAUACUCAGGUUUACGAGAUGUUCCUGAUCGGAUAUCAAUUCAAAGUACUCUCUCCAAUCUUUACAAUUCACUGGGGCCUACAGGCGCGUAGGACGCGCCCUCUUUGGAGGGAGAAACAGAACGAGAAAAACCGUAAACACUUCGAGACUUUCAAAAGAGAAUUGUACGCGAGGUAUAGGAGGGACCCUCUUCAUUUACUGCGAAGACCUCAGCAGGCGAAAAAAACAUAGGCUUCGCAAGGCCGUGCUUCAAUUGCCGGCCUUGUCGUCAUAAUAGCCAUUGUACUCAGACUUUUCUAACGUUACAUUCUGAUGUUUUGAAUUUGCAGUGUUUUUGGUAUGUUCAAGAACGGAUAAUGGACUCAAUGAAUACAGUGCAGUGACCUAAGGUGACUAUAGUCUGUAAGAAAUUUUAUUUUAAUUUAAAAUAACGUAAAUGUUAUCGAAUAAGUUAUUUAGGUUUAAUUAAUGUACAUAUUUUAGAAUAAAUUUUAACAGGUGAAAAACUUUUUGAACGAAAUAACAAAGUCCAUUCCAAUAGAAUUUGUAAAAAGAGGAAAACUUGGUUGAAAUAACAGUCGAAAAUUUCGAAUAUUUAUUUAUGAAAAAAUAAUACCAGAUACAAUUGUUAGUUAGGGGUGAAUUUCGAGUUCGAGCGUUCCGUGGGUUAUCUAUCCGGGUGCCGAGUGGAACAUGUGACAGAGGUAGAUACUCAGCAUCGAUACUCACCUUUACUGGUU
Molecule: messenger RNA, 1829 nt
Organism: Vanessa atalanta (red admiral)
Lineage: Eukaryota; Metazoa; Arthropoda; Insecta; Lepidoptera; Nymphalidae
Product: beta-1,4-glucuronyltransferase 1
Exons: 4
Coding region: 1-1320 (439 amino acids)
Molecular function (GO): glucuronosyltransferase activity
Source: RefSeq, a predicted model, not a curated record